GCUUACGCGAUCCUGGGCAUAUGAACUAGCGCUCUGAGCUCUAAGAAUGUUAAGCGCGCUCGCCUACCAGAUUAAGGACAGAUCAAUUCACCAACGUCAAAUCCGGCACCUCCCGGUUUCAUCGGGCAAUAUUGAGAUCUAACAUCGUGAAGAGAACAAGGUCACAGGAGUGGCAUUAACGGCUCUUGACGAGUUAUUUAGAUUCUUCAGUGCCACGCAUGUCAUUUUUUGGGUUCGACACGACACUAGAUCGAGAGUUGCACAAACCGUCACAAGAUGAAGACAUCGCCGUAUACACCUUCGGUGAAGAAGGCUACGAAGGGCUCGCAGAUGCCCUUGAUGAAGGCUUGGAUGAACGUAAUGAUGAAACCUUUGGUGGGGAUGCUGGCGAAUUAACAACCGAAUUUGACUUUACUGCCCGAACUUUGCCCGAAAAUGACUUAGCAAAGAGGCGAAGGUCAUCAAAAGCUUCACAGCAUGUAUUUGUCGAAAGCACAAAACUUUCAGGUUCCGGUGUUCUUGGUAGCGCUUCUUCGAACGCCGCCCCAAGAUUUGCUGCGCAACAACCUCUAGAGGCGGUAUGGAAUAACCAAGCGUCUCCUCGCAUUUUGUCGAACGAACGCAUUACGUUAUCAGGGUCGCUCCAACCCCCAGCUGCAGGUCCCGCACCAGCCAUCCCUCGAACGUAUACCCCGUUGAACGGCUCGACUACACUCCAGCGUCAGGGUCAACCACUUCCACCUCAACCAGGCCCCAAAAUACGGACACUAGCAGAGAUUGAAGCGGAACAACGUGCAGCGGCGCAGCUUGCACGGCUGUCUCUAUCUGCCUCCCCUCAAGUCGAACAUCAAAGUCCUCGAAUCUCGCGUGGGACUCCCCCUCACCAGCAGGAAUACCAUUCCUCGCCGCUUGCCCAACACGCGUUACCGAAUAUUGAUUGGGAAAGCGAGCGGGAAAUGCUGCCCAAUUUCUCGCUGCAGCAGCAAUUACGCCAGCAAUCGAUAGGCCAGGACCAUCAACAGCAGCAGCUCCUUGCUCUGCAGCAGCAACGGACACUGACCCAACAGCAGAACCACCUCGCGCAUCAAAUGCUGCAACACCAACGUGAGAUCGAGAUUGCCCAGCAGUUGCAAAGAAUACGUGAACAGCAGGAACGUGAGCUUCUAUUGCAGCAACAGUUGCUCCAACAGCAACAGCGUUCCAACAUCUCCAUCUCGCAACAGCACCAGUUCCUUCAACAGCAGUUUCACUCAGCUCAGGCGAGCUUCCCACACUCGACAGGUUACCCAAAUUUGGAUCGUUCAUAUGACGCUGCCGAUGGCGUUGGACUGUCAUUAACGGCAGCACAACGGGAUGCCUUGAUGCUUGAAGCGACAGAGAAAAUUUAUGAGGCGGAGCGGCACGAGGAAAAACGUCGAAGGCGGAUGUUCAAAUUAGCGCAGAUGUCUAGAUACAAUGACCUUAUGACGCAAUCGGACAAAGACUUUAUCACCCGAAUACAGGUGUCUCAGCUGAUUUCCGCAGAUCCUUAUGGAAGUGAUUUUUAUGCCCAAGUAUUCGGUACCGUUCAACGUACGCAUUUGGGAACCGGGGAGAAUGAUGCGGCUAUUAUCAAUUUUGGGAACUUCGGCGGUAUCGGUGUCGGGCUGCCACCUGGCCACAAAGGUGCUGGACGCAGGGAAAGCGCGCUGAAUAAGAUGGUACAUCAAAUUGAGCGUAUCGUGAAGAAUCAACGGAAUCGUGCGCCUCAAUCCCAGGCUCAUCUGCAGGGCGCCCUUGGGAAGAUGGCGGGGAGGAGCUACAAAGCUGCACCUCGUCAGCUGCUUCAGAUUGAUGGGACUGCUGAUGCUCAUGGACAAAACGCUGCGAAGGAGGCAGCAAAGCAAGGUCGGGAAGCGCUUGCUGAUGCUUCAGGGACUCAACUUGUCCGAAGAGAGCCCCUCAGCAGGCGUGAGGCUUUGGUUGCAGCGGAAAAGCUCUACAGCUUAAUCAUCAAACUGGAGCAACUCCAUAGAAUUCGAGAUAAAGCGCCUCCGGAUUUAGAUUUGGUAACAUGGAACGAGGACUUCACAGCACUAGUCGAGGAAUUAUGGGUUGAAUCGCAAAUCAUGGCCCCAUUAGAAACAAGCAAUCCGCAUCCUUUCAUAUCACUUCUUGGCCUUGGGAAAGGAAAACGAUUGCUACCCAGGUUGUUACGGCAGGUGGAUGAGAAACGACAGAAUCUUUUCUUCACUCUCCUCGUCGCUUGUUAUACGCAACUCGACGUCGUCCGUGAAGCCCUCCUCCUUGAUCAACUCCAAAAUACCCCUCAAAAGAGGGAGGCGGAAAUUCAGAAUGAAUUAUUCUUUUCUACGAUUUUUCAGGCUGGGAUGCAUGUCGUGCGGUCAUCUCCUCUACGUUUCGUUACUGGCAUGCUUGGAUUGUUGCUGGAAUCAGGCAGCAUAGUCGGACUAGCACGAACACGGGCUGGGCUAGGCCUUCUAACGAUGCUUCUAAGCCGUGCUGGUGAUCUUAAACAGAUCCCCCAAAAUACUCCGGACGCCCCAACUCCGGAAGAGCUUGCCCAAUGGCAAAUUAUAUUCAACCACCUCAUCCAAUAUCUCUACGGAAACCUCCUAUCCUUAUUCCCCUCCAUUCGCAUUGCCGCCUCGGUCCCCCCUACUCUAACGCAGCAAAUACGUUCAACCUCCUGGAUCGAAGUGGCCGACCAAACAGUAUGGCAUUUCCUUGCUACGCUGGCUGUUUGUUCUAGUUCAGAACAGCAGCAGCAUGUAGUAGCGGAAGUGCGAGAAAAAGUAUUACAGAAUGUUGUGAGUGCGACGAAGGGAUGGGUAGACGAAGAGAGCGAACGGAAGGCGAAGCUGGAUAAUGUGAACUUGUUUUUGCAUGCGCUUGGCCUUGAUAGUUCCCAGAUUACGGUAUAAUUGAGUUCGCUUCUAGUUUUGGCUCUUGUUGGCAGGGUUAGUGACGAAAAUUCACGCCUUGGUUGUGCAUGAGCGGUCAUUCGUUGGUUUUACAUGCUUGAUGAUGAUCGGUUUGUCCUCUAUGGAUUCUAUUAUAGUCAGUGCUUUCUCGCGGUUUAUAUGACAGAGCAGGCAAUGGGAUGCAUGUGCGGGGACACUGUUGGGCGAAUGCUUCAUCAGUGCAUCGCUCUCACAUAAGAUCAUAUCUAAGGUCCGAAGUGGAACAUGGUAUCGCUAGGACUGCAAACCAGGCACUUAGGAUCCC
Messenger RNA from Cantharellus anzutake, 3228 nucleotides. Its product is annotated as topoisomerase II-associated protein PAT1. Gene Ontology annotation, molecular function: RNA binding. The coding region runs from base 219 to 2924 and encodes 901 amino acids. The transcript has 11 exons. The record is from RefSeq and is a predicted model, not a curated record. Gene Ontology annotation, cellular component: P-body. Gene Ontology annotation, biological process: P-body assembly; deadenylation-dependent decapping of nuclear-transcribed mRNA. Lineage: Eukaryota; Fungi; Basidiomycota; Agaricomycetes; Cantharellales; Hydnaceae.